This is a messenger RNA of Aspergillus ochraceoroseus IBT 24754, 1374 nucleotides long. RefSeq names its product pyruvate dehydrogenase (acetyl-transferring) subunit E1 beta. The coding region runs from base 87 to 1217 and encodes 376 amino acids. Gene Ontology annotation, molecular function: pyruvate dehydrogenase (acetyl-transferring) activity. Gene Ontology annotation, biological process: pyruvate decarboxylation to acetyl-CoA. NCBI's taxonomy places the organism in Eukaryota, Fungi, Ascomycota, Eurotiomycetes, Eurotiales, Aspergillaceae. The transcript is spliced from 4 exons. The record is from RefSeq and is a predicted model, not a curated record.
CUGGGAUUCUCUUUUCUGUGAAUUUGGCAGCGGAGUCAUUUGCGAACAUCACUCUUGAUCCUCUUGGUAUUUUCUACAGCGUGGCCAUGGCGUCUCCCCGACUUUUCCGACCCGCAGCUCGUCUGCUUUCUUCGCGCCUGUCUGCGACCCCCAUCCGUCCUGCCUUUUCUCAGCCCUGCACACCUUCGAUUCUGCGCUUUCGGGGAUAUGCGACCGAGAACGGUACCAAGGAGGUCACUGUCCGUGAUGCUCUGAACGAGGCUCUCGCGGAGGAGCUGGAGAGCAACCCCAAGACCUUUCUCCUGGGUGAGGAGGUUGCGCAGUACAAUGGAGCUUACAAAGUCACUCGAGGUCUUUUGGAUCGCUUUGGCUCCAAGAGGGUGAUUGACACCCCCAUUACGGAAGCAGGAUUUUGCGGGUUGGCAGUUGGUGCCGCUCUGGCUGGAUUGCACCCCAUUUGCGAAUUCAUGACCUUCAACUUCGCCAUGCAGGCUAUUGAUCAUGUUAUCAACUCUGCCGCCAGAACACACUACAUGUCUGGAGGUAUCCAGCCUUGUAACAUCACCUUCCGUGGUCCUAAUGGAUUCGCAGCUGGUGUUGCCGCUCAGCACUCCCAGGACUUCUCUGCCUGGUACGGUAGCAUUCCCGGUCUGAAGGUCGUUAGCCCUUGGAGUGCUGAGGAUGCCAAGGGUCUGUUGAAGGCCGCCAUUCGCGACCCUAACCCCGUCGUUUUUCUGGAGAACGAACUUAUGUACGGCCAGACUUUCCCCAUGAGCGAGGCUGCUCAGAAGGAUGAUUUUGUCCUUCCUCUCGGCAAGGCUAAGAUCGAACGCCCCGGAAAGGACCUGACGAUUGUCACUCUCUCGCGCUGCGUUGGACUGUCUCUCAACGCUGCUGCUGAGCUGAAGCAGAAGUACGGUGUGGAGGCUGAGGUUAUCAACCUCCGCUCCAUCAAGCCUCUUGAUGUCGAGACCAUCAUCCAGUCUCUCAAGAAGACUGGCCGCCUGAUGUGUGUUGAGUCCGGCUACCCUAUGUUUGGCAUUUCUUCCGAGAUUCUCGCUCUGGCGAUGGAGUACGGCUUUGAUUAUCUGACUGCUCCUGCGGUCCGCGUUACUGGUGCUGAGGUGCCCACCCCUUACGCCCACGGACUGGAGUUGAUGAGCUUCCCCCAGGAGGAUACUAUUGUCAGCCAGGCUGCCAAGCUACUGCGAUUGUAAAUUUGCUGUUUGUGAGUAGGUAGUUACAAGGGGGUGUUGGGACAGAUUUUGAGAUGUAAUACACCCGACCACACGCAGUACCCUUUUUUUUUUGUUGCCUGCUGUCCUCUUUUUUUUCCCCCCCCGUUCCCGUUUUUAACAGAUUUUUCUCGAUUCU